Mytilus trossulus (common blue mussel) is the source of this 1560-nucleotide messenger RNA. RefSeq lists its product as uncharacterized. The record is from RefSeq and is a predicted model, not a curated record. The transcript has 5 exons. Bases 88 to 1560 code for a protein of 490 amino acids. NCBI's taxonomy places the organism in Eukaryota, Metazoa, Mollusca, Bivalvia, Mytilida, Mytilidae.
AAUGUUUACAUUGGAGACAAAAUAGAACCACAUCUUCUGCUGUAUUAUUUCAUGGACAAUCUGUAAAUAUGUAAUUAAUGCAUAACUAUGCAGUGUGAGAAAAAGAAUGAAAUGAAAUGUACAUUUGCUUAUAAAUCUGAAUGUGGUCAAUCAUUACAUUAUGCUUCAAAUGUCCCGUGUAUCCAUAUAACCAAAUGUGACAAACCCACAAGUACCCAUUUACGUAGUCUUGGGUGUAACUCCACGGACUAUGAACUACCAGAAGGGCUUUUAAUAUUGUACAGAAGUGGGAUAUUUUCAAUAGACUGUUCUUCAUGUGACAUUUACAUAUGCCCGAAACACAGGGAUGAUUUUGGAAUAUAUUGGAGGCGUCAAACGAGAAAGUGCCAGUCACCUACACAUCCAGACCAGAGUGUUGCAAAACCAAGCAGGGGCAUACCAGCAUCAGUAUGCAAAGAGCUGUGGAUGACAAAGAGAAUAUCUCUGCCAGUUGGUUCAGGAAUAUGUUACUCAUGCAUCAGAAAGUAUCCUGUAUCUCAAGACAGCAAGCAGGCUUUGAUAACUGAUAUUGGAAAAUUUAACGACAGUUCAGAAAGACUAUUCACAACAGAAACAGGAAUUUCGAAUGCAGAAGAAUCUGAUAAUUUAGCUUUCACCAAUUCAGAAUGUGACUUUCUACUAUCAUCACAAUCCACUCAGACAUUUUCCCAGACCACGACAUCUGAUUGGGAAGAAGAAAACAUGGCUCCAAGAGAGAUUUUCAAUGCUGCAAUGAAAAUGCUUUCCAGAAAUUUUCCUGCCCUAAAUUCACAGCUACAGUUGCCAUGGACUAGCCUCUCAAAAAGUUCAUCCUCAUAUUAUACCAAAAUAAUUACAGAAGCUAUCCAGUUGAUUGCACAGUAUGUUGCACCAGGUCAAGAAAAUAAUCUUUUGACAGAUGUGUGCAAGAAGUGGAUAUCAUUAAAAGAAGACAAACCUGACACAAUGACUGAGGCACUGAUUGCAUCCUAUCAACAGCAGAACAACAGAUUAAGUCAGAUGCAAAUUUUAUCCCUAUUUGCAAAUAAGCAUACAAAGGAAAGAUUAAUGGAACUGGUACCAGGACUUAGUGUUUUUAAAAUUGAUGCUGCCCGAAGACAUGCAACACUAACAUUUCCAGGACAAUUAAUAAAUCCACCAAAGGUCUACCGUUCCAGAUUGAGCAUGCCAAGAGUAAUGCAUUUCAUUGAAUUUAUUUCUUGCCCCACUUACCAUCAGGCUGUUGGUUAUGGAUCCAAGACCUUAAAAUUGUCAUCUGGAUUAGAGAUAACUAUACCUAAGGUUGUAAGAAAUGUAAUUGCAUCUAGACUUGUGAGUGCAUACAGCCAAUACUGCAAUGAUGAGGGUUAUGAGUGCCUAGGCAGAUCCACACUGUUUAACAUUGUUAAGGCUUGUGCAGCAUCACAAAAGAAAAACAUGCAUGGACUUGACAAUAUCACUUCUGAAGGUAUGCGUGCAAUUGAUAUUCUACUUAAAAUUGUGUCCAAAUUGGAAAUGUUUGGUUUAUCUUCUGAAGUUUGA